This is a messenger RNA of Caenorhabditis bovis, 1512 nucleotides long. The record is from the annotation of a GenBank genome assembly. Lineage: Eukaryota; Metazoa; Nematoda; Chromadorea; Rhabditida; Rhabditidae.
AUGAAACCGGGUGGAGCCGGUGGCGGAGGCGGCAAAAAUUAUGGUUCGGCAAUCAGUCAGGGAAUUUCGGAGUUUGAUCGAAUGGGACAUGCGUUGGAUGAAGCUGAACGAAAUAUUGACAAGGAUGUUGAGCACACGAUAGCUGGAUUGCCGAAAAAACUGAGCGAGACGACGACGCUGAAACGAAAAUCGAUUGAGGCGACCGAGAGCGGUGUUGAGAUGACGACGGCGUCGGCGGCGCCCGCUGAAUCCAGCUAUGUGCUUUUCCCAUUCGUCGUCGCCGGCCUCGGAAUGGUGUUCGCUGGCAUCGUUCUAUCGAUCGUUGUCACGUGGCCGCUGUUCGUCCAGGUGCCGGAGAUUCUCAUUCUUGUGCCGGCGCUUCUCGGCCUCAAAGGCAAUCUCGAAAUGACGUUGGCUAGCCGAUUGUCGACGCUGGCCAAUCUCGGCCAUAUGGACUCGUCGAAACAGCGCAAAGAUGUUGUGAUUGCGAAUUUGGCGUUGGUGCAGGUCCAGGCGACGGUCGUCGCGUUUUUGGCGUCGGCGUUCGCCGCAUCGCUCGCGUGGAUCUCGAACGGCGAUUUCGAUUGGGCGCAUGGUGCGCUGAUGUGCGCCAGCAGUCUCGCGACAGCGUGCAGCGCCUCGCUGGUUCUGUCGCUUCUCAUGGUCAUCGUGAUUGUGGCGUCGCGACACUACAACAUCAAUCCGGACAACGUCGCGACACCGAUCGCCGCCUCGCUCGGCGAUCUCACCACACUCUCGGUGCUCGCCUUCUUCGGCUCGGUGUUUCUGAAGGCGCACGAGACCGAAUCGUGGCUCAACACGAUUGUGGUGUUGGCGUUUCUGUUGGUGUUGCCGAUAUGGGCGCGAAUCGCGCAGAACAACGAGCAGACGAACGAGACGUUGCGCAACGGCUGGACGCCGGUGAUCAUGUCGAUGUUGAUAAGCAGCGGCGGCGGAUUCAUACUGGAGAAUGCGGUGAAGAGCUAUCAGAGUUUGAGCACAUUCGGGCCGGUGUUGAAUGGUGUCGGCGGCAAUUUGGCGGCGGUUCAAGCGAGCCGCCUCUCGACGUUUUUCCAUCAGUCGGCGGCCGCGCUCGGCGAGUUGCCCGAAGGAUGGACGAUUGAUCGGUUUUUGAGUGUCAAACGCGCAUUUUUCUCGAAAGAAUGGGACUCGAGAUCGGCGCGAGUAUUGCUGCUUUUGGUGGUCCCUGGACAUAUUUGCUUCAAUUUUUUGAUUCAAAUUUUCUCGCUUCAUGAUCAUGAUGGCGUUCGACCGCCGCAUGGGCCGCUUUUCAAUAGUUUGUACUUGCUCGCGGCAAUUGUUCAGGUGAUGAUCCUUCUAUUCGUCUGCCAAUAUUUGGUUGCCCUUUUAUGGAAGCUAAAAGUCAAUCCCGACAAUUCGGUGAUACCCUAUUUGACGGCUCUUGGCGAUUUGCUGGGAACAUUCCUCCUAUUCAUCGUAUUCCUUCUCACCGACAAAUUCGAGCCCAAAGAGAUUUCGGAAGCGAAAUAG